GCUUUUAGUCUACUUUGAAACGAAGAAAUGACUACCUGCACGCGCAACGGCUGCGGCAAGACAUACGACGAGGCCACAAACACGGCCAUGUCCUGCCAGUACCACACGGGGCAGCCAAAGUUCCACGAGGGCCGGCGCGGGUGGACAUGCUGCCCAGCGCGCGGCCCGCACGCCCACACGCCCAAAAACGACCCCUUCAAGGCCGACCUGACCAAAUACGACGACGUGCUGCCGGAGCCGGUCAAGAAAGCUGAAGCAACCCCCGAGAAGGAAGCCGAGAAGGAGCCCGAAAAGGAGCCCGAGCCGGUCAUUGAAGAGGACCCGGUAGAUGCGGUGGUGCCCGCAGGCGCUACUUGCAAGCGCAGCGGCUGCAACAGAAAAUACGAUGGCCCGUCUUCGUGCGUGUUCCACCCGGGCCACGCCGUGUUCCACGAGGGCCGCCAGGGCUGGUCGUGCUGCCGCGCACGGGCCACGGGCUUCGACGAGUUCCUGCAAAUCCCGGGCUGCACCACCGGCCGCCAUUUGUUCAUAGGCAAGGCGGAGCAGGCCAAGUGCCGCAUGGACUUCUUCCAGAGCAGUGCCAAGCUGGUGGUGUCGGUUUAUGCGCGCAAGCUCGACAAGCAGAAAAGCAAGGUGGUGGUAGAAAGGCAGUCGCUUUCCCUGCAUGUCGAGUACAUGGACGGCAAGGUGUAUGACGACGUAAUCGAGCUGUUCGCCGAGGUCGACCCGGAAAACUCGACGUUUGAACUGCUGACGACCAAGAUCGAGAUUUCGCUGGCCAAGGCUGCGCCUGGCGAGUGGCCGCGCCUCGCAUCCAAAUGA
Molecule: messenger RNA, 822 nt
Organism: Linderina pennispora
Lineage: Eukaryota; Fungi; Kickxellomycota; Kickxellomycetes; Kickxellales; Kickxellaceae
Product: chord-domain-containing protein
Exons: 2
Coding region: 28-822 (264 amino acids)
Source: RefSeq, a predicted model, not a curated record